UAUACCACUAACAGUGACAUUUUUUUUCUUUUUAAAUCCCAAUCCAAAAAUCAAAAUCUCGACCAAUAUUAUCAUGGAAAGGAAAUUUCCAGCAAUUUAAAUGCAAGUGGAAUGGUUAGCUAGCUUUAAAAAAAAAAAAAAAAAACAACUAAUCAAUCAAAUAUAAGAUAAAAAACCUUCUUUUUUUUUUCCAAUUAUUUAUUUAUUUAUUUUUAAAAAAACUAUUCCAUUUCAUGGGUUGAUUCUAUCUCUUUCUCUAUGCAUCUUAUUGUAUCUCCCUUAUUUUUCAUAAAAUUUCAAAUUCUCUUCUCCUUUUUCUCUCUCCUCUCUCUUUCUCUCUCUUUGUCACUCAAAAAUAAAAAUCUCUAUCCAUUUCCCUCUCAUCUACUCUCUCAUACACAAAACUCACAAACCCCAUUUCUCUUUUUAGGGUUCCUCAUUAAUUAACCUCUACUAGUUUUUAAAAUCGCGUAUUUUGGGGAUUAUUUUGAUAUCAGUUAUAAUUCUCAAAAUUAAAAUUGUAAGAUUUGCAUGUGGGGUGGAUAGGAUUUAAUUCAUCCUCCCCUUUCUUUCUUCUCUCUCUCAAAUAGAUUAUAUAUUGGAUUCUCUCUCUUCAACAAGUUCAUACAAACACUAGAUACAUAGCUACUCCAUCCAAAAACCAUAACCAAAACCACUAUUAUAAAAAAUAAAAAUUAAUUAAAAAAAUAAUAAUCUUAACAAAUGGCGGCAUCUUCAUCCUCUUCGGCCUUCUUCGGAAGUAGAGAGGCCGAUGUGAUGAAGCUCGCGCAUCAUCAGCAUCAACCCUCGCAACCACCACCUCCACCACCAACCCAAGUUUUGCAAAAUCAACAUUCGUCCGCGGCCGUGCCGCCUCCACCUUCGUCAUCAGGAGCACCUCCCGCUAAUCCUCAACAAAAGAAGAAGAGAAGCCUUCCUGGAACACCAAGCAAGUAUCCGGAUGCGGAGGUGAUAGCGUUGUCGCCGAAGACGUUGAUGGCAACAAAUCGUUUCAUUUGCGAGGUAUGCAACAAAGGAUUUCAAAGAGAGCAAAAUCUACAACUUCAUAGGAGAGGGCACAAUUUACCGUGGAAGCUUAGACAAAAGACUAACAAAGAUCAAGUGAGGAAGAAAGUGUACUUGUGCCCUGAACCCACUUGUGUGCACCAUGACCCGGCUCGUGCCCUCGGCGACCUCACCGGGAUUAAGAAGCAUUACUCGCGCAAGCACGGCGAGAAGAAGUUCAAGUGUGAGAAAUGUAGCAAGCGUUAUGCUGUUCAGUCUGAUUGGAAGGCUCACUCUAAAACUUGUGGUACUCGUGAGUAUCGUUGUGAUUGCGGCACUCUAUUCUCUCGACGGGACAGCUUCAUAACUCAUAGGGCGUUUUGUGAUGCACUAGCUCAAGAGAGUGCAAGACAUCCAAGUAGCCUAUCCACCCUAGGAAGCCACUUAUUUGGACCUACUUCCGCGGUUGGUGGUGGUAAUGCCGGUAACAACAACAUGGGAUUAGGAGUUGGACUUUCUCAUCAAGUGGGCAACCAUCUUCCGGUGUCGCUUUCCGAUCAAAUGACCUCUGACAUCCUCCGCCUUGGCGGUGGGGCCCGAGGUGUUGGGACCGGGCAGUUUGACCACCUCCUCGGGCCGGGCUCUUUCCGGCCACAAAUGCAGCAAUCUCAUCAGGGCAACUUUUACUUGUCUGAUCAAACUGGUGGGCCCAACCAUUAUGCUAAUAGUAACAACAAUGAUCAAGAAAAUCAGUCUCAAAAUGCUGGUGGUGGAAUCUUCUCCAACAAGCUAUUCACCGGGCAGCUGCCCGUGCCCGACUUAGGGUUUUUCUCAAACAAUAACAACAAUGAGAACACCAACACCAUCAACACUAAUAGCACCACUGGUAGUGGGGACCACAAUGGGAUGUUCUCUUCUUCGGGUGGCGAUGCCCUAUUCGGCGGGCCCUCUUCUGGCGGCCUCUCUUCCCUGUACACCACAGGACCCGGCCUCCAAGGCGGUAGCCCCCACAUGUCCGCUACCGCCCUCCUCCAAAAGGCUGCCCAAAUGGGGUCCACAACCUCCACCAGCAAUGCUAGUGCAACUGCCCUACUAAAGGGACUAGAAGCGAAACCAACACCGCAACAAUCCGCACCACCGCCACCCCCAACAAGCGCCGGGGGUGGCGGGUUUGGAGGAUUAUUUGGAGAAAAUGACCAAAAUAACCUCCAUGACCUACUCAUGAGGGAUAACCUAAUGAACAACCCCUUCUUUGGAGGUGAUCACCAAACUGGAGCAGCUAGUGAUCACAAUGGUAACUACGGGUUCAACCCGAAUAAAACCGGGCUCGGUGUCGGAUCAUCAGACAGGCUUACAAGGGAUUUUCUUGGUGUAGGAGAGAUAGUGAGAAGCAUGAGUGGUAAUGGAGGAGGAUUUCCUACAAAUUCACAAGGCAUGGCAUCCUUAGAAAACGUUACAACUGCUGAUCAUCAAAGAAAUAAUAACAAUAACAGUAAUUCUGCAGCACCAAAUAAUAAUAGUAAUGUCAAUAAUACUGCUCCUUCAAGUAGCCAAGCUUUUGGUGGUGGUGGUGGAAAUAAUUUCUAGUCAAUUUGGCAAAUCAAAGAAAAAAAAAAAAAUUUACGUCAGAAGUCAAGUACAGGAAUUAGGUUUUGUUUAAAAAAAAGACAACUUUGCCUCCCAUCUAAAAGAACUCAAAGUUCAUAUGAAGCUUUGUUAAAGCAAUGCAAGUUAAUUAAGAUCGUCAUUGGUUUUGCUAGCUGACUACCAAAAUUCCAUCAAUAGAUAGGCGACUGAAGUUGAUGCUGAGGCUGUAUGAUGAUGCGCAUAAGAGAGGUGGAUCGAGGAUCAAUCGAUUUUUCGAAUCGUUUUAGUUUAUAGACUUAGUUUUGAUAAAUUUUAUAGACUUUUUUAUAUAUUAAUUACCUGACUCAUGUUUAUGGUAAAUGUGAAUGAAAAAUCUCAAAUGUUUAGUAACAUAAAGUAGAAGAGUACAAUAACUUUGAUCUUCAUUCCAGUUGAGAGAAUUUUUGUUCUGAAAUCGAGUAUCUUGAAUAUAGUUUUCAAUUCUUGA
Messenger RNA from Chenopodium quinoa (quinoa), 3079 nucleotides. Its product is annotated as protein indeterminate-domain 5, chloroplastic-like. Gene Ontology annotation, molecular function: DNA-binding transcription factor activity. The record is from RefSeq and is a predicted model, not a curated record. The transcript has 4 exons. Lineage: Eukaryota; Viridiplantae; Streptophyta; Magnoliopsida; Caryophyllales; Amaranthaceae. Gene Ontology annotation, cellular component: nucleus. The coding region runs from base 724 to 2592 and encodes 622 amino acids.